AUGGUUUUUCGAAGUCCAAAACGUGUACCCUGUUGGUCUACGUGCGUUGGCGAAAAGGUUGCGUCGCGUGGAGUAAAAACAGGCAAAAAAGAUAUAAUUAAGACGUUAUUGGACUGGGAGAUGGCUGCCAAUGAGACUGUCGUUGUGGCACCUGCAGUUGUAGUCGUCACGGUUUCCGCACUAACAUCAGUCGACAAGCCGGAUGUGAAUUUGGUCGUUGGACUUGUUUAG
Messenger RNA from Echinostoma caproni, 231 nucleotides. The record is from the annotation of a GenBank genome assembly. NCBI's taxonomy places the organism in Eukaryota, Metazoa, Platyhelminthes, Trematoda, Plagiorchiida, Echinostomatidae.